GUAAAUAUACACUAGUACGCACUAGAUUUUGAGGUUAUAAAAAUUAUCUUUUAUCUUCCAAGUGCAAUCAAAUCCCAUCAAAAAUGGUAGAAGAAGGUGAAAGCAAAAAAGCAGCUAAAAAAGAAGCGAAAAAGGCAGAAAAAGCAGCCAAAAAGGCCGAACACAAGGCAACAAACCCUAGCGAAACCCCAACUUCAGCCAGUGAAGAAGUUGAUGUCUCUAAAGGCAAAUAUGGUAACUUGCCCAUGAUCCAAUCUGACCCUACAGCCCCUAAGCUUACCUUCACUUAUAUCAAAGACUUAAAUGAAUCUUUACAAGGGCAAAAUGUUUGGGUAAGGGCCAGGCUACAUACAAGCCGUGCCAGAGGCAAACAAUGUUUCAUCAUACUGAGACAACGCGAGUUUACUGUACAAGUAUUGGUCAAUGUGUCUGAAACUGUUUCUAAGGCUAUGGUCAAGUUUUCCAGCAAUGUAUCCAAAGAAAGUAUCAUUGAUGUAGCUGCAAAAGUAGCCAAAGUGCCUUCAGCUGUAGCCGGUUGCAGCCAAAGUGACGUGGAACUUGUAGCUUCUGAACUGUGGGUGGUUUCAGCUUCAAUGCCCCAAUUGCCUUUGCAAAUUGAAGAUGCCAGUCGGCCAGAAAAGCCUGGAGAAGAAGAUUCUUUGAACAUCAAAGUCAACCAAGACACCAGAUUGGACAACAGAUUUCUAGAUUUGAGAACUGCAACAAACCAGGCCAUUUUCAGAUUAGAGGCCGGAGUUUGCAAACUGUUCCGCGACUCUUUAACCAAUAAAGGUUUUGUAGAAAUACACACUCCGAAGAUCAUUUCUGCAGCUUCUGAAGGCGGUGCCAAUGUCUUCACUGUCAGCUACUUCAAAAGUUCUGCAUAUUUGGCUCAAAGUCCCCAGCUCUACAAACAAAUGGCAAUUGCUGCAGACUUUGACAAAGUUUACACAAUCGGAGCUGUUUUUAGAGCCGAAGACUCCAACACUCACAGACAUUUAACUGAAUUCACUGGGCUAGAUUUGGAAAUGGCCUUCCAACAUCAUUACCAUGAAGUCAUGCUGACUAUUGGCAACUUGUUUACUGAAAUCUUCAAGGGCCUACGAGAUCAAUAUUCAAAAGAGAUAUCAUUGGUCAAUCAACAAUAUCCUGCUGAACCGUUUACCUUUCUAGAACCUCCAUUGGUUUUACAAUAUCAAAACGCCAGAAAAAUGUUAAAGGAACAUGGAGUUGAAAUAGGUGAAGAGGAAGAUUUGAGCACCCCAGUUGAAAAACUCCUGGGCAGAAUAGUAAAGGCCAAAUAUGAUACAGACUUUUACAUUUUGGACAAAUACCCUUUGGCUGUAAGACCGUUUUACACCAUGCCUGAUCCUCAAAAUCCAAAGUCCUCAAACUCUUAUGACAUGUUUAUGAGAGGCGAAGAAAUUCUUAGCGGGGCUCAAAGAAUACAUGAUCCUAAGUUUUUGACUGAAAGGGCCAAACAUCAUGGGAUUGAUGUGACUAAAAUUGCUUCGUACAUUGAGGCUUUCAAGUACGGGUGUCCGCCUCAUGCCGGGGGCGGAAUUGGGCUGGAACGUGUCGUUAUGCUGUAUUUGGGUUUGGAUAAUGUUAGGAAAACUUCCAUGUUUCCGCGUGAUCCUAAAAGAGUCACUCCAUAAAUUGUGAUUGGUUGAAAUAAACUAUUAUUAUUCGCAA
Ceutorhynchus assimilis (cabbage seed weevil) is the source of this 1695-nucleotide messenger RNA. NCBI's taxonomy places the organism in Eukaryota, Metazoa, Arthropoda, Insecta, Coleoptera, Curculionidae. The record is from the annotation of a GenBank genome assembly.